UUGUGGUUUUCGUUGAUCGAAUUCGAUAUUUUUCAGUUUAUUCGAGUUAUUUUAAAGUAUUUCGUGGCUUUAUUUUACUUUUACCGUUAUUUAAAGGAUUAUCUGGGUAUCUUAAGUUGUCAUAUUUACUUGUGAAUCGAUUUCGGUGUUGUAUUCGUUAAGUUUUCCAUGUUACCCGGUGAACUUCGAAGGAAUCAAAAAUGAAUUUAGAACUCUUAGAAUCGUUCGGACAAAAUUACCCGGAAGAAUUUGACGGCACCUUGGAUUGUGUUUCGUUAGCUGUAACGUGUUCAUUUAAUAGAAGAGGAACUUUGCUCGCAGUGGGAUGUAAUGAUGGUCGUAUCGUUGUUUGGGAUUUCUUAACCAGAGGCAUAGCUAAAAUAAUCUCCGCUCAUAUGCACCCAGUGUGUUCGAUAAGUUGGUCCAGAAACGGAUGCAAGUUGUUGAGUGCAUCGACUGAUAACAAUGUUUGUAUAUGGGAUGUGCUAUCUGGCGAAUGUGAGCAACGUUAUCGUUUCCCAUCUCCCGUAUUAAAGGUUCAAUUUCAUCCAAGAAACGAUAAAUUAUUCCUAGUUUGUCCGAUGAAGCAUGCGUCUGUUCUUGUGGACUUGGACGGUGAACAUCAAAUAAUUCCUACAGAUGAAGAUUCUGAUUUAAUGAUAGUAGCAUCUUUUGAUCGUCGAGGCCAACAUAUUUACACCGGAAAUGGUAAAGGCAAAGUUGUUGUGUUAUCGUGUCCCAAGUUGGAGGUAAAAGCUUCGUUUAAAAUCAAUAGUAGCAGUGCUACAGCUGUCAAAAGUAUCGAAUUUGCUCGAAGGGGAGAAUUCGUACUGUUCAACUGUUCUGAUCGCGUCGUACGUGUUUAUAAUUCCGAGCAUAUUGUUAAAACUGGAAAAGAUGGAGAAGUUGAACCUAUUCAAAAAUUACAAGAUUUAGUCAACAGAACGAUGUGGAAAAAAUGCUGCUUCUCGGGAGACGGAGAAUACGUAUGUGCCGGAUCCGCUAGGCAACACGCUCUAUACAUCUGGGAAAAAAGUAUCGGAAACUUGGUUAAAAUUCUACACGGUAUGAAAGGAGAAUUACUUCUAGACGUCGUGUGGCAUCCUGUCCGACCCAUCAUCGCGAGUAUUUCAAACGGAGUUGUAUCUAUCUGGGCUCAAAACCAGGUUGAAAACUGGUCGGCUUUCGCUCCAGAUUUCAAAGAACUCGAUGAAAAUGUAGAAUACGAAGAACGAGAAUCGGAAUUCGAUCUAAGUGACGAAGAUAAAUCAGUUACCGCUGGCCCUGAAACAAAAGAUGAAGACGUCGAGAUUGACGUUACGUCGGUGGAAAAUAUUCUGGCGUUUUGUAGCUCGGACGAAGAAGGCGAAGAUAAUAAUGUUUUACAAUUUUUACCUAUCGCUCCGGAGGUCGAAGAUCCCGAAGAUAGUGGUCCUCCUGCCGCCCCCAGUGGUCGAGAUUCGCCGCCGGCUAAAAGACCUAAGUAUAAAUCGUUCGAUAUUCAGUUAGAAGGUACUCCAUCAGAUGAACCACAUCCUCUUCUAAAUCCUCGCUCCAAAGAUAAACCCGUCGCUACCGGAAAGAAAGGAAGUGGGAAACGGAUCUCAAAAUGAAGACUUAUUUAAAAUUAAUCUAGGUGUAGAAUUUUUGUAUAAUUUAUUUAUAAAAUUGGACAGAUUUGUUGACCGAUUGAAUUUAAAUUAUUGUCGCCGAAUAGAUUUUGUACCGAAUGAAAAAUUGACUGUCCAGCUUCGAGUAAGUUUCAGGUAAGCGAGUGUGUAUUUUUCAGCAAUAAUAUCGUUGAGGUUUAUUAUCGAGUAUAAAGUAUUCAAUCGAUGUAAAUAUUUUUUAUUUUUUUGAUAACGUUGAAUUUUUGUAUAUUUAUUGUGUAAUGAAUUAUUUUCAUUCUCAUCUUGGAUUGUAACAUGAACAUAAUCGAUUAAAGAACCAUAUUAUU
This is a messenger RNA of Planococcus citri (citrus mealybug), 1957 nucleotides long. RefSeq names its product retinoblastoma binding protein 5 (gene Rbbp5). Gene Ontology annotation, cellular component: Set1C/COMPASS complex. Bases 201 to 1613 code for a protein of 470 amino acids. The record is from RefSeq and is a predicted model, not a curated record. The transcript is spliced from 11 exons. Gene Ontology annotation, molecular function: protein binding. Lineage: Eukaryota; Metazoa; Arthropoda; Insecta; Hemiptera; Pseudococcidae.